Molecule: messenger RNA, 2670 nt
Organism: Frankliniella occidentalis (western flower thrips)
Lineage: Eukaryota; Metazoa; Arthropoda; Insecta; Thysanoptera; Thripidae
Product: venom carboxylesterase-6-like
Exons: 11
Coding region: 142-1962 (606 amino acids)
Source: RefSeq, a predicted model, not a curated record
CGCCGGCACCGCCCCGCCCGCGAAGGUUGUCUCUGAUAAGACCCGGUGGGUUAUCGAUGUGUCUACAGGGCAGACCGCGCGCCGUCGGGUCCUGCUGUCACACGUCCGAGGAGAGCGGCCGAGGAGGACGAGGACGGCACCAUGGGCUACUCGUGGUCCCAGCACAGGCCCGAGGCGGAGGUGGCAAGCGGGAAGCUUCGCGGCAAGUCGGAUGUGACGGCGGCGGGCACCAGGUACCAUGCCUUCAUGGGCGUGCCCUACGCCAAACCGCCCGUCGGAGAGCUCCGCUUCAAAGCGCCGCAGCCCGUCGAGCCGUGGACAGGGGUCCGCGACGCCUCGGAGGAGGGCAGCGGGUGCCUCCAGUCGUCGAUGCCCUUCAGCUCGCCCGAGGGCAUUAGCUUGAAGCACGUGAUCGCCAUCCUGAGGCACCUUCCGACCUUAGCCCACCGGGUUCUGGCCAACAAAAAACAGAGCGAGGACUGCCUCUUCCUCAACGUCUACGUGCCAGCCGAUACGUUCCCGGCGCCGGAGGUGUACUCCGAGCAGGCGAACGAACAGGAGGAGAGAGCCGAGCGGCCGCUGCGGCCCGUGAUCUUCUGGAUCCACGGCGGCGCCUUCAAGUAUGGUGAUGGCAACCCAGACAUGAUCACCCCAGACCUGUUCCUCGACAAGAACCUCUUGGUGGUGACCAUCAACUACCGCCUAGGACCCUUCGGUUUCCUGGCGCUCGGCACCGAGGACGUCCCGGGCAACGCCGGCCUCAAGGACCAGGCGAUGGCACUCCGGUGGACGUACGACAACAUCAAGUCCUUCGGCGGCGACCCGGCAGCCAUCACGGUGUACGGCGAGAGCGCCGGGGGCGCGUCCGCGCACUACCACAACCUGUCGCCGUUGUCCAGGGGCCUGUUCCGAGGGAUCAUCGCCAGCUCCGGGACGUCGGCGUGCCACUGGGCGUGCACGCAGAACGCCGCCAAGUGCGCGCGCGCGCUCACGAGGGAGCUGGGGCUGCAGGCGGACACCCCGGACGAGAUCGCCAAGGCCCUGCGCUCCGUCAGCGGCCACAAGCUCCUCCACGCCGCCGAAAAGAUGGCGCCCGUGUUCGACGACGCCACGGACGAGCUCAUGUUCCUGCCCGUCGUGGAGCCCGACCUCCCCGGGGCGUUCAUCGCCGAGGACCCGGUAACCAUGGUGCGGGACGGCAGGUCGAGCCAGGCGCCGCUCUUGACGGGCGUCAACAGCGCCGAGGGCCUCGUCUGGGUGCUGUUCGCCCUGACCAGCGAGGAGAAGACGUACAAGGACAUCAACGAGCGGCCGUACUACUUCUUACCGCCGGACCUGCGCCGCGGCCUCACGCCAGAGCAGCGGGACAAGUGCACCCGGGAGAUCCUCGAGGAGUACACGGGCGGCAGCGCCUUCACCAAGGAGAACGUGUCCGACUGGAUUGAGCUCUACGGUGACCUCAUGUUCAUGAUCAUGACCGCGAAUGUCACGCACCUGCACGCCUCCGCCAACACCGCCCCCGUGUACCUCUACAAGUUCGACUUCGCCGGCAAGUACAACGCCCUCAAGGCCAUGUGCAAGGCCAAGCUCGGCAAGGGCGUGCCAAAGAUCCCGGGGGCCGCGCACGGGGACGAUCUGUUCUACGUGGCGAGCGUCCGAUUGCUGCCGCUCCCGACCCUGACGCCCGACAGCCGGGAGGAGGUCUGCCGCAGACGGAUGGUGCAGAUCUGGACCAACUUCGCGGAGACGGGGAACCCCGCGCCCAACGGCGCCGACGACAAGGUGCUGCCCGUGGAGUGGCUGCCGUGCACCGAGUCCUCGAUGCCUUACCUGUACAUCAACGACGACUUGGAAGUACGGACGGGCAAGCUGUUUCCCCGACAGGCCUUCUGGGAGGCCCUGUACGAGAAGUACCUGGGCAAGCCCGUGCCUAUUACUCACGUGAGGUCCGGGCCUCAAUAAUUGGGGGCUUGCUGACGGGACUGUACUAGAAGUGCCCUUCAAACAGGCCCGCCACUCCGCCACGCUCCGCCCCGUUGGCCCGUGCCGUCAAGUGACAAGUGACGGCGGGUCGCCGGACCCCACUCUCCGACACCUACACGCAUAUUUUACAUCGCGUUUCCGCUCUCGUGUCAUGCCAAACGGCAACUCCGAUCGAUAUUCCGGUUAAGUGUCGGGAGACCUAAGUAGCCGUUAAUGUUGAUCUACGACGGCAACGGCCCGCCAGUUUUGUGACGUGUAUGCAUGUAUGUAUGUGUGUGAUUUUGUUGAAACACGUUUUGUGAUGUAAUUUUUAAGUUACGUAAUCUUCUCACUCGCUACCUUUUGUCGGGAAUGGGAUUAACAUUCAGGUUCGUUAAUCCAGUUAUAAUUGAGCAAGUGCGAGCUUUUUUCGCUUACAGCCAACAACGCACGCCGGCCAUGUGGGCUGCGUACCCACCCGGCGCUUCAGCUCAGUAUGUGCUACCGACAUAAUUUUAGUUCACUGUCUUUUUUACUUUCCCCAUUCUUGUUUCAUUUCAUUAGCACUUUAUGUUGCUUUUUGUUGUAAAUUUCAUUGACAAAAAUGGUUUACCAUAACAUUUCACCCAAACUGAUAAACACUAUGUUCCUAAGUUACAAGAAAAAUCAAUAGCUGUAUUUUUCAUUAAAUCUUGUCGCGGUUUGUCA